Messenger RNA from Lontra canadensis (Northern American river otter), 1065 nucleotides. Its product is annotated as pistil-specific extensin-like protein. The coding region runs from base 1 to 483 and encodes 160 amino acids. Lineage: Eukaryota; Metazoa; Chordata; Mammalia; Carnivora; Mustelidae. The transcript is spliced from 2 exons. The record is from RefSeq and is a predicted model, not a curated record.
AUGAGGACAGCAGAAACCGAGCCUCGGGGGCGGAGAGUCACGGCGGAGGCGGGAAGCGCGCGAGUCCACCGCGGGGAGCAAGGGGGCGCCGCAGGGCGACCUGCCCUCCACUGCCCCACCGGCAGCCCGAAGCCCCCUCCACCAGGAGGAUGUGAACUACCUCGGGCCCACCUGCCACCGCGGCGGUGCCGAAACCAGGAGCCCAGGGAAACGGGGCCGCAGGCAACAGCAGCGCCGCCUGUAGGCCCCGCCUCUGGGUCGGGAGCGCCCGGCCUCCGGAGCUGCGCGCCGCCGCCUCCUCCCGCGCGGGCACCUGCGCGCGACCCCGCCGCCGCGGGCCCUACCCAGCAUGGUUGUUUGUCUGUCUUCCAUGAAGUGGUGGCUGUCACAGCACCUAGCCCAGGUCUGGCUCACUACAGGGCGACUGGAGGAAGGAGGCAAAGGCAGAGUCCAGGAUGCCAGCCUUCUCUUUGCUGUUUCUGAAAUUCUCCCCAGGCUGAAAUACCCCCAACCUCCUGGAAAUGGCCUCCUGUAAUGCCUGAAGCUGGGGAAGAAAGUGGUUCAUUGCAGCUUGAAGAGACAUCUGUCUUUUAGAUUCCUCCAAAAGUCUCAGCCCCCUGCCUGCCUCACUGUGACCCAAGGUCCUGUGCUGGCAGUGUGGGCGAGCACAAUAAAAGUCAUAAUCCCUGCUGGUGGAACACGCGUAAGUCCAACACUGUAGUCGAUACUUCAUAUUCUAAGAGCUACCCUGGCACCGUUACUGGGCCUUGGUGUUCUCCCGCUGAACAUCAACAGUUUCACAGAACAUCAGCAUCAGACGAGGCCUCUCUGGGACCACGAUGGAUCAAGACAAGAACAAGACCAAGAACAAGAACAAGACAAGACUCGCUGAUCAUGUCUGAACAUAGACAAAAUGUGAACAUGGUCCAAGCCACAAAAUACCAAACACACAGCUGUCCUGGCUAAUAAGAGGGACUGCUGCUUCUUGGCCACUCAUGGCCUUAGCCUUCCUCUAAUCUGCCCUCCCUAUGGCUAAGAUUCAUGAAGACACACAUUCAUAGAACG